GUUCCCACUUCCCAGCUGAGGUAUCUCACUCAUAAAUAUAGAAAAAUCUUGGCAUAAUUGAUUGAAUCUUAUUCCGCAGUCGGAAAUCAAUCUCUCCUCCUUCCACCCUGUCCCAACGAGGCAGGGAAUUUUAAGGGACUAGGAUUGCUGGUUUUCUCUCGGAUCAAGAAACUGAACGAGGCUCGAGUCGUGCGUGGUUUAAGGCCAUGAUGGAGAAAUUUGUGGCGAAAAUAACUGUUGCAGCCAGUGAGGGGAAGAAACUUGGAGUUGAAGAUCCAAGAAGAAUUAUUCACUCAUUGAAAGUAGGAUUGGCCAUAACUUUGGUUUCACUGUUCUAUUACUUUGACACUUUGUACCAAGGUUUUGGCGUUUCUGCAAUGUGGGCAGUGAUCACUGUGGUCGUCGUCUUUGAAUUCUCUGUAGGGGCGACGCUUGGAAGAGGCGUAAAUAGAGCUAUUGCAACAUUGUUAGCGGGCUCACUAGGCGUUGGAGCACAUCGGUUAGCCAAUAUUCUUGGGGAGAAAUUAGAGCCUGUAUUUCUUGGAUUUUCUGUUUUCUUAGUAGUUUCUUCAGUAACUUUUAUCAGAUUUCAUCCUAAAUUGAAGGCAAGAUUUGACUAUGGACUUCUGAUAUUUAUCUUGACAUUCUGUUUAAUAUCCGUCUCUGGCUACCGGGACGACGAGGUUUUGAAAAUGGCACAUAAAAGGUUGUCCACAAUCCUCAUCGGUGGCUCGGCUGCUGUGGUGGUUUGCAGUUUCAUAUGCCCUAUAUGGGCUGGUGAAGAUCUUCAUAAUCUCAUUGCAGGCAACAUCGAAAAUCUGGGGAUCUUCCUCGAAGGUUUUGGACAUGAAUAUUUCCAAACAUCAGAUGGCAAACUCCUAGAUGACAAAGCAUCUGUUGAUGAAUACAAAAGUGUUCUUAAUUCAAAAGGCACCGAAGAAUAUUUGGCAAAUUUUGCAAAAUGGGAGCCCAGACAUGGUCGCUUCCGAUACCGGCACCCUUGGGAUCAAUACUUAAAAAUUGGGGUACUUGUGCGAGAAUGUGCUUAUCGCAUUGAUGCUUUGAACGGCUAUCUUAACUCGGAAAUGAAGACACCAGCAGAAGUCAGAGACAAAAUUCAAGAAUCAUGCACAAAGAUGAGUUCAGAAUCCAGUCUUGCUUUGAAAGAAUUAGCAUUAUCAAUUAAGACAAUGAGUUCUUCAUCCAUUGCUGAUCCUCAUAUUGUCAAUGCAAAAACUGCAGCCAAGAAACUGAAGUUACUGCUGAAAUCAGACAUGCGGGAGGGGACAGAUUUUCUUGAAAUAAUCCCUGCUGCCUCAGUUUCUUCUUUACUGAUAGAAAUUGUCUCCAGCACAGUGAAAAUUGCUGAUUCUGUUCAUGAACUAGCUUCCAUGGCAAAGUUCAAGAAUGAUGUUUUGAAGCAGAAGGAAACUGAAAAAGGGAAAGUAUUGAGAGUCCCAAGUAUUGAAAGAUCCCACAAUAUUUCCAUAAUUGCUGAGUGAUUAAUAAUUUCAAGGAUUUGGACGGGUGUUCAACUGAGUAAAAAUGAUCGAUGGAGUAGGAUUUGGAUGAAUGACACAUCUUAUUUAAGUAGAAAUCGAUAUCUCAAUGGAUCUCGUUGAACGCCUUCGUGAUUUAGGACAAAUUAUAUCGUUCAAGCGGUCAAACAGCCAUUAUAAUAUGAUGCUUCCAAAAUUUAAGAACUUGUUUAUGUUAAUUCUCGUAAUUUUAUUAUUUUGUUCCCAAGGCCUUAUUUACCAUGCUCAA
Olea europaea var. sylvestris is the source of this 1767-nucleotide messenger RNA. Its product is annotated as aluminum-activated malate transporter 2-like. The record is from RefSeq and is a predicted model, not a curated record. The coding region runs from base 207 to 1502 and encodes 431 amino acids. The transcript has 6 exons. Lineage: Eukaryota; Viridiplantae; Streptophyta; Magnoliopsida; Lamiales; Oleaceae. Gene Ontology annotation, cellular component: plant-type vacuole membrane. Gene Ontology annotation, biological process: malate transport.